AUGACUUUAUGGUUACGCCAGAAUCUGGAUUGGCAUAGCCGGAAAAACUAUGUUCGACGUCUUUUUCUAGAAAAUCUCGGAAAAUCUUUAACAAAUCCUCAUAAUGAACGUCGAAGUCAACAAGUUCGUCUUACAUCAAAGAUACAACUUGCUUUACAAUCACUUGGUUUUGAAUUAAAGCCAAAAAUAUCAGUAAAUCAAGUACGUAUAAAUGAUCCUUCAAAACGAAGACUAUAUUAUAUGUGUCCAACACAUCCUGGUCGUAAAAGUCAACAAGUGUGUGACAUAUGCAAAAACAAUGUCUGUAGAUCUCAUUCAUUCAGCUUCACCAGUGUUAUUUGUCAAUUAUGUAAAAAAAAUAAUUCAACAGCAUGA
Molecule: messenger RNA, 375 nt
Organism: Rotaria sordida
Lineage: Eukaryota; Metazoa; Rotifera; Eurotatoria; Philodinida; Philodinidae
Source: the annotation of a GenBank genome assembly